Molecule: messenger RNA, 1491 nt
Organism: Rotaria sp. Silwood2
Lineage: Eukaryota; Metazoa; Rotifera; Eurotatoria; Philodinida; Philodinidae
Source: the annotation of a GenBank genome assembly
AUGGAUGCUCCAUCAACAACUCAAGUUCAACAAGUUCGUGAAAUAACACGGAUAGAACGAAUUGGUGCACAUUCGCAUAUCCGUGGACUUGGUCUUAAUGAUAGUCUUGAAGCACGUGCUGUUAGUCAAGGUAUGGUUGGCCAACUUAAAGCUCGUCGUGCAGCUGGAUUAAUUCUUGAAAUGAUUAAAGAAGGAAAAAUUGCUGGACGAGCUUUACUUAUUGCUGGUCAACCUGGAACAGGCAAAACUGCUAUUGCUAUGGGAAUUGCACAAGCAUUAGGCUCAGAUACACCAUUUACUGCUAUGUCUGGUAGCGAAAUAUUUUCAUUAGAAAUGAGCAAAACUGAAGCUUUAACUCAAGCAUUUAGACGUUCAAUUGGCGUUCGAAUCAAAGAAGAAGCUGAAUUUAUUGAAGGUGAAGUUGUUGAAAUUCAAAUUGAUCGACCUGCAACAGGAACGGGUGCAAAAAUAGGUAAAAUGACAUUAAAAACAACUGAAAUGGAGACAAUUUAUGAUCUUGGUCAAAAAAUGAUUGAAGCAUUAACUAAAGAAAAAGUUCAAGCCGGUGAUGUUAUUGCAAUUGAUAAAGCAAGUGGAAAAAUCUCACGUCUUGGACGAUCGUUUACUCGUGCAAAAGACUAUGAUGCUAUGGGACCACAAACUAAAUUUGUUCAAUGUCCAGAAGGUGAAUUACAAAAACGUAAAGAAGUUGUACAUACAGUAACAUUACAUGAAAUUGAUGUUAUUAAUAGUCGUUCACAAGGUUUUCUUGCAUUAUUUUCUGGUGAUACAGGUGAAAUUAAAUCUGAAGUACGUGAACAAAUUAAUGAUAAAGUUGCUGAAUGGCGUUUUCUUGCAUUAUUUUCUGGUGAUACAGGUGAAAUUAAAUCUGAAGUACGUGAACAAAUUAAUGAUAAAGUUGCUGAAUGGCGUGAAGAAGGAAAAGCUGAAAUUGUACCUGGAGUUUUAUUUAUUGAUGAAGUUCAUAUGUUAGAUAUUGAAUGUUUUUCAUUUUUAAAUCGAGCUUUAGAAAGUGAUAUGGCACCUAUUUUAAUUAUGGCUACAAAUAGAGGAAUUACAAAAAUACGUGGAACUAAUCAACAAAGUCCACAUGGCAUUCCCAUUGAUUUACUUGAUCGUUUAUUAAUCAUUACGACAAAACCUUAUGAACUUGACGAAAUUAAACAAAUUCUUAAAAUAAGAUGUGAAGAAGAAGAUGUCGAAAUAUCUGAUGAUGCACUUAAUGUAUUAACAAAAAUUGGAAAAGAAACAUCUUUACGAUAUUCUAUUCAACUUAUUACUCUUUCAAGUAUUAUUAGUCGAAAUCGAAAGGCUCGUGAAGUAGCAAUCGAGGAUGUUAAACGUGUUUAUGAAGUAUUUCUUGACGAAGCUCGUUCAAGUGAUAAUCUUAGAGAAUAUGAACAGUAUUUUAUGUUCAAUGAUCUUAGUAGUGAUAAACAAGAUACAGGAUCAACAAGAAUGGAAACUUGA